AUUUUCAUUUCAUUCCGUAAACUUAUUAUUUUCUAUUUUUCCACUAAUUUCCUUAAAAAGUGGUGUUAAUUCCUUGCCAGCUGUGAUUUUUCGAACUACGCUUAUUUAAAUGAAAACUAUUAAGUUAUCCCUUUAAAAUUCCCAUCUGGUUUGUGUUUAUUGACCACGCGGAGACACGCUCCGCUCGUCACAAUGGAAAACCUUGAUGAGAAUAAUAAAAACGUGUCAUUGAGUCUGAUCGCUGAGUACGGCGCUUCGGACUCGGAUUCCGAUGACACGGAGACGCCAUCGAUCGAGAACAUGGGGAACGACGAGGCGGAGGAGGCGGCGGAGAUGAGCGAGAUGGUGUUGAAGAAUAACAUUAUAAAUGCUUGUGCCCACGGCCCGCUGUCUGCCUCUAGCAGUAGGGAUGAUGAGGAGACCACGCGCCACAUGAUCAUAGACAGUGCGGAGAGUGGAGUGGUCGAGUAUGAGGUGACCGAGUACAGAGAUGUGGACUCUAGUGAUUCAGACUCUGAUUCCAGUGACAGUGAUGUAGACAGUGUCAAAGACAUCGAGGAAUUGUCCAGUGGUGAUGAGAAUGAAGCCAAACCGGAGAAGGCGGAACCCCUGAAGGUGCACGGGGAGCUGGGUCUGGACGACCUCCCGCCGAUCGAGGACCUCGCCAUUAGCCUGCCCGCACAGGAGACCACCAAGAUUGGCACCAUAGCUAGUAUUGUUGAUAGAUUAGUGAUAGUCCGCGCGCUGCCGGACACUCCUGCCGUAGAUUUAGACAGUGUUUUAUUCUUAGAUAAUGGUGCUAAAGCUUUGGGAAAAGUCUUUGACGUCUUUGGACCUGUGAAUGAGCCCCACUACUGCGUGCGCUUCAACUCGGCGGCGCACGCGGCGGCGCGCGGCGCGGCGCCCGGCACCGACGUGUACAUCGCGCCGAGACGCACCGAUCAUACGAAUUAUGUGUUCCUGGCUGAGCUCAUGAAGGUGAAAGGCUCCGACGCCUCCUGGCUCAACGACAUCGAGCCGCCACCGCACCAGGUCGACUAUUCCGACGACGAAGAAGAACGUCGCGCCAAGAGACAGAGCAAGCAGGCGAGGCAGGGGGCGGGGGCGGGGGCGGGGGCGGGGGCGGGGGAUGAGGCGGCGGGGGACGAGGAGCGCGGGCAGAGGAAGAUGCUGGAGGCGAGGAGGCAGAGGCCGUCCGAGUCUAGUAGCCGAUUCGGCAGCGGUCCAAGCCGAGGCCGCAACCCCUUCUCCGGCAACAGCAACCGCCGCAACCAGAACCAGCCCAUGUACCCGCGCCCGGGCUACGGCCGCGGCUGGCCCUCCGACAUGCGCACGCCGCCGCCGCACCCGCCCCAGGACAGCGGCCCGCCCCCGCCGCCCUUCAUGUUCCCGCCCCCGCACGCGCCCCCCAUGUGGAGCGGCUACCAGUUCGCGCCCCCUCCGCCUGCCCUGAGAUACCCGCCGCCCCCGCACUGGCUCAACAGCGGCCCGCCCCCGCCUCCCGGCACUUAGUGUAGUCUAGAUGGUAGUUUUAAUGUUAUUGGUAACGUUAGCGCAUUAAUUAUUGUUUAACAAUAUUCGAUAGUGUGGAUAUCCAAAUAAUUCUCUAUAUUUAUAUUCAAUAAAUAUUAUAUCAUAGUGAUGUA
Molecule: messenger RNA, 1646 nt
Organism: Plutella xylostella (diamondback moth)
Lineage: Eukaryota; Metazoa; Arthropoda; Insecta; Lepidoptera; Plutellidae
Product: H/ACA ribonucleoprotein complex non-core subunit NAF1
Biological process (GO): box H/ACA snoRNP assembly; ribosome biogenesis; pseudouridine synthesis
Cellular component (GO): sno(s)RNA-containing ribonucleoprotein complex
Molecular function (GO): RNA binding
Source: RefSeq, a predicted model, not a curated record